Messenger RNA from Aspergillus bombycis, 402 nucleotides. Its product is annotated as histone H2A. NCBI's taxonomy places the organism in Eukaryota, Fungi, Ascomycota, Eurotiomycetes, Eurotiales, Aspergillaceae. The transcript has 4 exons. Gene Ontology annotation, cellular component: nucleosome. Bases 1 to 402 code for a protein of 133 amino acids. The record is from RefSeq and is a predicted model, not a curated record. Gene Ontology annotation, molecular function: DNA binding; structural constituent of chromatin; protein heterodimerization activity.
AUGACUGGAGGCAAGUCUGGAGGCAAAGCCAGUGGCAGCAAGAACGCGCAAUCCCGUUCUUCUAAGGCCGGUCUCGCGUUCCCCGUCGGACGUGUCCACCGUUUGCUCCGCAAGGGCAACUAUGCCCAGCGUGUUGGUGCUGGCGCACCCGUCUACCUCGCAGCUGUCCUGGAGUAUCUCGCAGCUGAAAUUCUUGAGUUGGCCGGCAACGCUGCCCGUGAUAACAAGAAGACCCGUAUCAUCCCGCGUCACCUCCAGCUCGCCAUUCGUAAUGAUGAGGAGUUGAACAAACUGUUGGGUCACGUCACCAUCGCCCAGGGUGGUGUUCUGCCUAACAUUCACCAAAACCUUCUUCCCAAGAAGACCCCAAAGAGUGGAAAGGGCCCUAGCCAGGAGCUGUGA